Harpegnathos saltator (Jerdon's jumping ant) is the source of this 1756-nucleotide messenger RNA. RefSeq lists its product as uncharacterized. NCBI's taxonomy places the organism in Eukaryota, Metazoa, Arthropoda, Insecta, Hymenoptera, Formicidae. Bases 702 to 1217 code for a protein of 171 amino acids. The transcript is spliced from 3 exons. The record is from RefSeq and is a predicted model, not a curated record.
AUACAUUGUUAUUGUUGUUGUUGCUGUUGUUGUUACUGUGGCACAUGAACAAGGCAUGCACGCCAGUCAGGCAUGAGAAGCAGAUAUCCCGCUUCGGUCGAUUCUCAGCGUCACGUUUCAAUCGCGCCGCACGAUUAUUAUUAUCAUCACGGUUCUCUUGAUUUUCUCGUAAGCAGCAACGACAGAACGUGUAAUUCUCGAGAGGGAAAGUAGCAGAUACAUUGUUGGGCUAACUUCUGACACGUCACUAAUCUCCCCCCGAGCCCUCCCGUCUAUCCUCUCCCGUAUACGACGCUGAUUGAACCUUCAUUAACUGUACGGAAUAAUUACUUAUAUCGCGAUGCGCGAGAAGAUACGCAUACUCGACAGCUAACACACGCAACGAAAGAGAGAGAGAGAGAGAGAGAGAGAGAGAGAGCACGAAGGAUUGCGAUUAAUUAUUACCGGGCUCAAUUCAGAUUUGUCAUUCAACAGAAGCUAUAGCUGCGUUCGAGUGCAAUUAUGCGGCGACUUGGCGUAAUUAGUAUGUAUUUUUCCGAUCGGUAUCGCGCGUGCGUAUAUGCGUAAGCUAAAAAACCGCGAGUCCUUUUUCUUGUCGCUCGCUCUUUCUCGCUACGUGACUCUGUGCUAACCCGCUCGCGAUCAACUCACUUCAACGCUGCUCCCCAUCUCCCGCUGCCUGUGCGAGACAGUCUCACAAAAUGAUUUUCUAUUUUCUUUCAGAAAUAAAAGCAAGGAAAAAGCAUGCAGAGAAAGAUCUUGGUUUCCUACGAAUUGGCUCGUUGAACGUUCGCGUGAAACGUACGACGGAAGCCUUCAGCCAGUUCCUGGGUGUGGCAACUAGCAGCAGCAGCAGCAACAACAACAACAACACGGCCGCCAGCAACAACAACGAGAAGAUCCACAAGUCGUGGGGAUCCGCGGAUAACGUUCAGCUGGACCAGAAGAUGAUGCCACCGCCCAAGUACGCGCCCAUCAAGAAGCGCAGGAGCCGGCGGGCGCAGGAUUUCGGGCCGUCGCGAGGUCAGCAAGCGGCCAGUCAGCCGACCACUCCGUUGCUGCAGGGCAAGGUCAGCCGACUGAACAACCAGGCCGUUCAACGUCGACCGACGUCUACGAUGUCCGUCAACGUCGUGCCCGGUAUCCAGCAGAACGAUUCGGACUCGGACACGGCGUGCGGCUUCGACUCCGCGUGGCGAGGAUCCGCUCAGCUGUAGAUAGUCCGUCAUUUCUGGAAUUUACAUCACACUUGCGCUUUUAGUGGAUAAUGAUUUUUUGUUUAGUUUUGUUUUCUGUGGAGAAAGAAAUGGACAUACCGAGGCGCGCGCGAAGGGCUUCAAUUUCCCACUAGGGAAGCUCCAGGGGCUUUCCAGGGUGGUCGUUUUUUUACAUUACAACAUCGUAAAUAGGAAUGUGUUCGUAUAGUAAUAAUUGCGACAUUGCAACAAAGUUCGCAUUAAUAAUUUCUUUCCCGAUGUAGAACGACUCUUGGUCCACACGCGGGACGAUAGCGUUUUCUAGUUCUCUUUUAGGUUUCAAAUUAGCUGUUCAAAUUACUGCUGUUGUGCUCAACUUUUUUAACGCAAAGUGUCUAAUAUAAUGGAGAUUGUCUUUAAAGUCUUUAAGACUUGUGUAACUUUUAUCAGUGACUUAUCUUUGGUUUCUAUCAUUAAAUUGUUCUUUUCGAUAACACACAUUGCGCAUUUAAAUAAGUUUUACGUUGUAUAGCAAGUUUUAUAUAUGUAUCUUUCCUCUU